Messenger RNA from Solea senegalensis (Senegalese sole), 1592 nucleotides. Its product is annotated as DNA repair protein XRCC4-like. Gene Ontology annotation, biological process: immunoglobulin V(D)J recombination; positive regulation of ligase activity; double-strand break repair via nonhomologous end joining. The transcript is spliced from 7 exons. Gene Ontology annotation, cellular component: nucleus; DNA ligase IV complex; DNA-dependent protein kinase-DNA ligase 4 complex. Gene Ontology annotation, molecular function: DNA binding. The record is from RefSeq and is a predicted model, not a curated record. NCBI's taxonomy places the organism in Eukaryota, Metazoa, Chordata, Actinopteri, Pleuronectiformes, Soleidae. Bases 82 to 1023 code for a protein of 313 amino acids.
GUCGGCUCAGCUGUUCAGCGUCGUCGCCUAGUGAUGACGUAAUAGUCAGUUGCCGCCGGUCCAGCUGGGAGUCGUUGAAAGAUGCCAACGUCUGUGCAGGAAAUUCACAUCUCCUCCAAGCCUGACUCCACCUACUUCCUGCGAGUGGACUGGAGUGGGCCAGACCUGGGUUUGGGCUUCCACUUGCUGCUGACUGAUGGACAGAAUGCAUGGAGAGGAGAAGUGAGUGAGGCGGCUGUGUCUGGUGAGGCAGAGGAGCUGGAGAUGCAGAGGGAGCGGUACAUCCAGGACCUUCAGCAGGCGCUGGCUGGGACUGAGAGCUCUGACUGCUACAGCUUCACCCUGACGCCAUCUUCUCCAAACCACAGCUCCACUGUUACACUGGGAUACGAGAAGGUGCAGAAGGACAUCUCAUUUAGGCUGGGUUCUGUGUUCCUGGUAUCCAUCCCAGAGCCGGCAGGGGCUGUGAGGGAGUUACUGAUCCACACUCUGCAGAGGGGAAAUACACUGGAGCACCAGAACCAGAGCCUGGAGGACAAAAACUGGAGACUGAGACAAGAACAACAGCGCAUCACUGCAGAACUGAAGCGAUAUGCCCGUGGUAAGGAGGACUUAGAGGCCGAGCUCUAUUCACAGUUUGUCCUCAUCCUGAAUGAGAAGAAAGCAAAGAUCCGCAGUCUGCAGGAAACUGUCUCACACUUGCAGCCAUCCAGGAAUUCUGAUGGUCAAGAUAAAAGGGAUCCAACAAAGUCAGAGCAGAAAACAGGUGAUGAAGAGGAGGACAAUGAAUAUGGGGGGAGCACUGAUGAAGAGCCUGAAGAAGUGAAGAUGACCCCAGCUGCCGCUUCACAGUCCUGUGUUUCCACUACUCCGAGCCCACUGGACGACCACCUGAAGGACAUCACUGAUGUGGCCCCCUGUCGCAAACGCCGCUUUCGUCACCUUGGGCCCUCUGACCCUGCGAUGAAACGACAAAACCCACAGACCUCCCAAGGGAAGAGGUAUGGAUGUGAUUACCUUUAAAACCAUGUAAUGCCAUUAACAUGUGUCUCACUGAGAGUCAGCUUAAUGUGAAAAGACGUCUCCUGCUUUAUGAUGUCACUUAAUAUCUUUUGUGAAAUGGUCUGCCGGCCUUGUAGCUCAUAAACAGUUGUCGUAUUUAUACUUGAAUGUGUUGGUGUAGCCAGGGGGUGACAUCUGUAAACAACAAUAGCACAAAGACACAAAUGCACUCUACUGUUAAAAGUUAAAACAGACUUCCCUCUUUUACAGUAGAUCUAGAACUGCUUCACUUUCAUACUUUCUUCAUCAGUUGCUCCUUUUUUUUUCUCGUCUUCUCUCGCUCUGUCCCCUCCCUCUUCCACCUUGUGAAUGGGAAAAUCAAACAUCAUAAAAAUUCCAUGCCAUGGAACUCCUUUAUGUCGGGCAAUUACACCAAAUCUGCAGUGGCUCUCUACGAAUGUAACCUUUGCACUCAAACAUUCACAUGGCCGGAGGUUGUUGUUUUGGUAGCUGGUCAAACAAUUGUAUUCAAGCAUCAUUGGAAACACCUGUAGACCCUAUAAUUAGAUAUGCUGCAUUCAAAUGGGCUU